Drosophila elegans is the source of this 1136-nucleotide messenger RNA. Its product is annotated as transmembrane protein 192. The record is from RefSeq and is a predicted model, not a curated record. The transcript has 4 exons. The coding region runs from base 84 to 866 and encodes 260 amino acids. Lineage: Eukaryota; Metazoa; Arthropoda; Insecta; Diptera; Drosophilidae. Gene Ontology annotation, cellular component: late endosome; lysosomal membrane.
AGGGAAAAUAUGAGUUGUUUUCCUGCGGCCAUAAUAAACAAAGCAGCACAAAUUUGAAAACUACGCCGUGCAGGAAAGCGCAAAUGGAGCAACCGUCAACAGAAAGCGCCGCUGUCCAACCGGGCGUGUCCCCCGCCCACAUCCAGGAUACGGAUCAGCUACUGGACCCCGUACUUUUCUCCAACGACAAUUGUAGCUUCAAGCUGAACACAGUGCCCGCAUUUAGUCUUCACCUCGUUAUCUCCACCGUAAUCUCGAUUGUGGGCAUCGUACUAGCAGCAUCGUUUCCAGCGGAUCGUCGUUGCGAUGCAUACUUCAUAAUGCUCUACCUACGGGCAACCUUCUGGGUCAUUACAUAUAUCUUCGAUCACUUUGUAAAGAAACAACACGACAAUCUGCGCAUGCAGGGCUAUCACGACUUCCACCGCGAGACGAACAUGCAAAAGGGGAUUCCCCUGCAGUUGGUCUCCCUGUGGAACUCCAUGCUGCUGGCCGUCCAGGCCCUGAUCCACCAUUUCUACGCGGAGAACUUCUGGGAGCACUGCGCCGCCGGAUGGCUGUCGCCGGUCAGCUAUGUGACAGCCUUCACCGUGGCCGAGAAUCUGGUGCUGGCCGUCUCCCACAGCGUAUAUAUUGACAAGGUGCGUAAAUUUAACAACGCCAAGCUAUCCCCCGACGUUCUGCGUGGUGCGGAUCGAGCCGGUGGUUCUUUGGGCCUCAUGCAACCCGGAGGCGAUACCGACGAGCUGUUAGAGAAGCAGGCCGACCUUAUUGCAUAUCUACGGGACCACACCCACAAGCUCAACCAGAAGCUGCACCAAAUGCAGACAAACGUGCGACCAGUAAGGUCUCCGCAAAUUCCUUAAAGACAACUUCACAUUAUUUUUACGUAUUACUUUAUGUUUAAUGGUGGUUCUCUUUUUAUUUUGAAAUGAUUUGUUCAAGACGAAGAAAUAUUCUUCAAGGAGAUCAAUUGCAAAAAUGCAAUUGGGAGCUAACAAAAAAAUAACAUAUUCAACUGUAAAUACAGAAAACGGAAUCCUUAUUACGCGAUCCAGGAUAAAGUUCGUUGAAUUGUAUUAUACAAACAAGUGUGUGUGCAAAAUUAUUAAAUUAAAACUGAUUUAUACAAGUAA